AUGGCGUUCCGUGCCCCUCUGCGACUUCAAUUGGCCAAGUGCCAGCCGCUCCUGGCCGUCUCUUCGCGUUUCAACGCCCGUGCGCUCUCUUCUGCGACCGCCGCCGCCUCCAGCAUCCCCGAGAGCAUCAGCAAGGAAGCCUCCGUCCCGAACCCCGAUCCCACCGAAGACUCCCCCAGCGCCGCUCUCGUCCGCGAACAUGCGCCUUACAUGGUGGCCACCUACGCCCGCCCGCCCCCGGUGUUCGUGAAGGGCCAGGGCUCUGUCCUCUGGGACGUCGAGAACAGGCAAUACCUCGACUUCACCGCUGGUAUCGCCGUCAACGCCCUGGGCCACUGCGAUCCCGAGAUCACAAAGCUCAUGACCGAGCAGCCCGUCACGAACCAGGGUAGCACUCUCAUGCACGCCUCCAACCUCUACUACAACCCCUGGACCGGUGCCCUCUCCAAGCUCCUCGUUGAGAAGACCCUCGAGGCCGGCGCCAUGCACGACGCCAACUCCGUCUUCGUCUGCAACUCCGGCUCCGAGGCCAACGAGGCCGCCAUCAAGUUCGCCCGCAAGGCCGCCAAGGUCUCCAACCCCGGCAGCGACAAGUUCGAGGUCGUCUCCUUCAGCAACGCCUUCCACGGCCGCACCAUGGGCAGCCUGUCCGCCACCCACAACCCCAAGUACCAGGAGCCCUUCGCCCCGAUGCUGCCCGGCUUCAAGCUCGGCAAGUUCAACGACGUCUCGGCCAUCAACGCCACCGUCACCGAGAAGACCUGCGGAGUUAUCGUCGAGCCGAUCCAGGGCGAGGGUGGCGUCACCCCCGCCUCCGACGACUUCCUCAUUGCCCUGGCCAAGCGCUGCCGCGAGGUCGGCGCCGUCCUCAUCUACGACGAGAUCCAGUGCGGCCUCUCUCGCACCGGCACCUUCUGGGCGCACACCCACCUGCCCAAGGAGGCCCACCCGGACAUCAUCACCACCGCCAAGGCCCUCGGCAACGGCUUCCCCAUCGGCGCCACCGUUGUCAACAAGAACGUCGCCGACAAGAUCAAGGUCGGCGACCACGGCACCACCUUCGGCGGCAACCCCCUCGCCUGCCGCCUGGCCCACAACAUCGUCUCCCGCCUCGCCGACCCCGCCCUGCAGAAGGGCGUCACCGCCAAGGCCGCCAUCUUCAAGACCCGCUUCGACGCCCUCCGCGAGCGCUUCCCCGACCUCAUCCAGGAGGUCCGCGGCCGCGGCCUCAUCCUCGGUCUGCAGCUCACCCAGGACCCCACACCCAUCGUCAAGGCCGCCCGCGAGCGCGGUCUGCUCAUCAUCACCGCCGGCACCAACACCCUCCGCUUCGUGCCCCCUCUGACCAUCACCGAGAAGGAGAUCCAGCAGGGUCUUGACAUUUUGGAGGAGGCUAUUGCUGUUACCCGCUCAUGA
Colletotrichum chrysophilum is the source of this 1416-nucleotide messenger RNA. It is a transcript of the gene ARG8, whose product is annotated as acetylornithine aminotransferase. The transcript has 3 exons. The record is from RefSeq and is a predicted model, not a curated record. Bases 1 to 1416 code for a protein of 471 amino acids. Gene Ontology annotation, molecular function: identical protein binding; transaminase activity; pyridoxal phosphate binding. Gene Ontology annotation, cellular component: mitochondrial matrix. NCBI's taxonomy places the organism in Eukaryota, Fungi, Ascomycota, Sordariomycetes, Glomerellales, Glomerellaceae. Gene Ontology annotation, biological process: arginine metabolic process.